Molecule: messenger RNA, 966 nt
Organism: Quercus lobata
Lineage: Eukaryota; Viridiplantae; Streptophyta; Magnoliopsida; Fagales; Fagaceae
Product: zinc finger BED domain-containing protein RICESLEEPER 1-like
Exons: 4
Coding region: 1-966 (321 amino acids)
Molecular function (GO): protein dimerization activity
Source: RefSeq, a predicted model, not a curated record
AUGAGAGCCUCUCCCGCAAGUUUUGAGAAGUUUCAAGAAUGUGUUGAAAAUGAGAAAAUUAAAGCCAAAUGUUUGUUGUCCCUUGAUGUGCCAACAAUGUGGAAUUCGACUUAUCUCAAGUUAAAUUGUGCUUUGAAAUUUGUGAGAGCAUUUGAUAGGUCGAAAGAGGAGGAUGGGCGUCACAAACUUCAUUUUUGUGAAGCAGAUAGAAAUGGAAAAAAGCCCAUUGGUCCUCCUAACUAUCUUGAUUGGGAAAAUGUCAAGACUUUUGUGAAAUUUAUUGGGUCCUUAUUUGUCACUUCUAAUACAUACUUCCAUGAGCUAAUUAGCAUUGAAGAUCAAUUGCAGCAGUUGUGUAGUGUUGAUGGGGAUCCACUUUUGAGGAGUAUAGAUUUGAAGUAUGUCAAGUUUUGGUUUAGGGAAUGGUAUGGAAAGGACAAGGGGGAUGUGAUGAGCUCUAGGGUUCGGGAUGCGUUGAAGAGGUUGUAUAUGGAGAGAGUGGGUCAAAAUGGAGCCUCGAGUUCUAGUGGUAGUGGUAGGAGAGCUUCAUUGUCUAGGGACUCUGGGCCAAGUGUUGGUAAUGCUUCAUUUUCUGAUCGCAUUAAAAGCUAUAAUAAUAGGUUUAAGCAACACUUGGCAGAUGAGGACAGUGUGGAAUGCAAAUCUGAGUUGGAUAGGUAUUUGUUGGAAUCUUGUGAGGACCCUGAUGUGGAAGAUUUUGACAUUUUGAUGUGGUGGAAAAUGAAUUCUUCUAGAUAUCGAGUCCUUUUCCAAAUUACCCGUGAUGUGUUGGCUAUUCUUAAUUGGUUGAAGGAUGCAAAGAAAAAAAGACCAAUAAAGCUUCAAGAGUGCAUGGAUAAUGUGAAGGAUAUGGAUGGUUUUGAGAUUGACAACGAAAUUGCAUUAGUUUGCCCAAUGCCUAUGGAGGAGGAUCCAAUCACCGUUGUGUUGGAUGAUGAUGAGUGA